GCAAAUAGCUAUAAUCUCUAGGCAGAAUAAAAAUAAGCCUACCCCAGACCUUGCAGAACAGCUCAGAGUGCUCUACGCACGACUGAAAGAGCUCAAUGCAGAGAAAACCAAGCGCAUGCUCCACAAACUGAGGGCUAAUGUAUAUCAUAAUAGCGGGAAAGCAACUAAAUACCUAGCCGCCAGAGUACGUAAUAAAUACUCUAGCGCUAAGAUAGCCCAUGUGAUGGGAGGUGACGGACUAAAAAAAAUUACCCCCACGGAUAUUAGCCAAGAAUUCGCUCAUUUCUAUUCUAAACUUUACAAUUUAAAAGAGGAGGGCAGCACCCACAAUGCUAGGGCAGAAGACAUAGCCCAUUUUUUAACCCAAGCCAACCUCCCCCAAAUAACGAGCGCACAGGCAGAAGAGCUACUCAAACCCAUUGAGCUCACAGAGUUGCUUGAUAUAAUUGCCAAAUUACCACAAGGGAAGUCACCAGGAGCAGAUGGGCUUCCUAACGCCUACUAUAAAAAAUUUGCGCAUGUCCUGGGCCCUCACCUGCUGAAAGUGUACC
This is a messenger RNA of Pelobates cultripes (western spadefoot toad), 551 nucleotides long. The record is from the annotation of a GenBank genome assembly. NCBI's taxonomy places the organism in Eukaryota, Metazoa, Chordata, Amphibia, Anura, Pelobatidae.